AUGUUUUCGGAUCUCAAGCUCAGAAUUUACAAUAAAUUAGAUUACAUCUUUGAGUUGGGGGAGAAUGUUGUUGCAGAAGAGGCCUUCAAAAUUGUGGAGAUUGAACUUGGGUUCCUCUAUGAUCUGCUGUAUACCAAGAUUCCUAUAGUUAUAACUCGAAUCGGUGUGAUUCUUCGCAUUAUUUCCUUGUCAUUAAUCACUUCCACACUGAUUGCCUUCUUGCUGGUGGUUGGGAAGCAUGGAUACUCCAAAGUUGACAUUGGCAUAUCCUACUUGUUAAUGGUUGGCGCCAUCUUUCUUGAACUUUAUUCGGCCUUCCUGCAUCUUAGCUCGGAUUGGGGAAUCCACUGGUUGACUAGUCAAAACAACAGGCUUCUUAGGGCUGCUGGUUCUAACUUGGUCCAUUUUAGUAAGCCCAACAAGGGAAUUCGAGCUAUGGCACAACACAGCCUCCUAGAUUAUUGCCUCCAGCCCAGGAAACUGAAGCUUGCUAAAGUUUUAAACAUCUUCGACCCUGAGGACAAUGCCGAGAAGUACUUACACACCAGUUGGAAAGAGGUAGAUCUUGAGCUGCAAAAAAUUAUGUACACCCAUUUCAAAGAAAAACGAAGAAAAUAUAAAGAAAAACAGUUUGAGUACAAAGAGCUCUUAGAGUUGUUGGAAGAGAGAGGUCGCAUUCCGCUUAUACAAAACAAUGUUGAUGCUGACUUAGGUUGGAGUGUAUCCGAUGUGGAAUUCACCCACAGCCUCCUCCUAUGGCAUAUCGCUACUGAUGUUGUUUACAACGAUGAUCAUCACUGGUUUCGAGCCGGGAAACUUGGCCCAUAUUGCAGAAUCAGUAAGCUCUUAUCGGAUUACAUGAUGUAUCUUCUUUUUCUAUGUCCUGAAAUGCUGCCCGAAGGCAUUGGUACCAUAAGGCAUCAUGAUACCUGCAUUGAAGCUAAGAACUUCGUCCAUGAUAAGUCCAAAUUUAAACAAGUCAUCAGAGGGUUGUUUGGGAUUGACAUAGAAUCUCGAUCGUUCUUUGUUCUGAUGGGAAGUUUAAAGAAGUCGGCAUUCUUUGAAGGGUGCCAAAUCGCCGUCCAAUUGCAGACACUGUUAGGGCAAUUCAGAUGGGACCACGAAGAUAAAUGGAAACUGAUAGCCGAAGUGUGGCUAGACAUGCUGACUUAUGUCGCGGCUCAAUGUUCGUGGAAAGAACAUGCGAGGCAACUCCAGCAAGGUGAGGAAUUACUGACUCACGUUGCACUUCUCAUGGCACAUCUUGGUUUGAGUAAGAAAAUUCAAAUGGUGCCAUUGCCCAAAAGGCUUCAGGAAGUCGAAUAUGAGCCUACCUUUUAUUGGGACAGGCUUGACCGGUUGCCUUCCUACUUGGCUUAA
Messenger RNA from Gossypium raimondii (Peruvian cotton), 1380 nucleotides. RefSeq lists its product as uncharacterized. NCBI's taxonomy places the organism in Eukaryota, Viridiplantae, Streptophyta, Magnoliopsida, Malvales, Malvaceae. Bases 1 to 1380 code for a protein of 459 amino acids. The record is from RefSeq and is a predicted model, not a curated record. The transcript has a single exon.